This is a messenger RNA of Boleophthalmus pectinirostris (great blue-spotted mudskipper), 2452 nucleotides long. It is a transcript of the gene senp2, whose product is annotated as SUMO specific peptidase 2. Bases 139 to 1854 code for a protein of 571 amino acids. Gene Ontology annotation, cellular component: nucleus. Lineage: Eukaryota; Metazoa; Chordata; Actinopteri; Gobiiformes; Gobiidae. Gene Ontology annotation, biological process: protein desumoylation. Gene Ontology annotation, molecular function: deSUMOylase activity. The transcript is spliced from 17 exons. The record is from RefSeq and is a predicted model, not a curated record.
CACAAGCACGUCAGUCCGGAGGCUAAUGCUAAGCUAACGCGCCACUGACAGUACGUGUCGCAGCUCGCGUUUCUUCCCGAAUUUGUCGUCCUGGCCCGCGUCCACCCGCUUGAUCCCGUGUUCUGGUUCUUGUCUGGGAUGUAUGGAUGGAUAGUUGACGGCAUCUCAUCGCUGUUUGAGCCCCUCGCUGGGCAGAAGUUGACCGAGUGUCCGGCGGAGGAGAGCGGCCGGAGCGGGAGCAGCGUGCGCGGGGGGAGCAGCGGCAGAGCGGCUAAACGGAGCUACCACAGCAUCGACAUAAAUGAAAGCGUUUACAAAAGUGAGGUGGAGGUCAAGCGACGGAAGCGAGAUGUAGUCCUCAGCUUCGUCAAGAAGACCGUAGCUGGAGUAGCAGGUCUCCUUAGGUUACGGAGACCAGUAAAGAGUGACUACCAACACUCCCAUUAUGAAGACACUCAGCUUGUUACCCCGAUGGGGAUAGAUGAGCUCCACACCUCCUGCAUUACCAAGUCCGACUGGAUAAUGGAUAAACCAGGUGGAGCCAAGAAUCCCUUCAAAACCUCCUCUCCUCCUUUGAUGAGGAAGCAUGGUGGUGGUCUGCCGGAGAGAAGAGGCUCCCUCCAGCUGCUCUCGUCCAGACCCACUCUGAGGCUGGGGGCCAACCCUGUGGACCCCUUGAGCUCCAACCAUGGACACAACCGCUGCUACAAGCCCAGUCUCACCGUGGAGGAGACUAUUAGACAAAAUAACAAAGAACACUACAGACGUUUGCUGGAGAUGGUGUCAGAAAAGUACAGCAAGAAUCAACCACUACCUUUUAACCAAUCAAAGCCACAAGAUGAGUUAUCAUCCAAAACAGAACAUGCAGCUGCCCACAAGCCCUUUGGCCCCAAGAAGACUGGACAAACUGUGGGCUCUGCUGUAUUUACAUGGAGGAACCAAACUCCGAGGGGCAGAUGGUGCGCUGCCACUUUUAGUAACUCAUUCAUUGGGCCUGUUGAAGACGCACAACAUGCAAGGAUCACCAAGCAGAAGCAGAGCGCAGAGGUGGACCUGUCUACUGAAGUGGCCACUCGGCUAAACCUGGUGGACAAAGCACCUCCUGCUGCCGUGUGCCUCCCGGAGCCCUUCUCUGCUCACAGCACAGUACACGGCCGAUACACUGAGGAAGACGUGCCCAGACUCAGCAAGGAAAUGGCCGCUGAAGUGAGCUCUGCUUUGUCUCAGAGGGAUCCCAAUCUGGUGUUAAGUGCUGCUUUUAAACUGCGCAUCACUCAAAGGGACUUGGCCACGCUGCAGGAAGGAGGCUGGCUCAAUGAUGAAGUGAUAAACUUCUACCUGUCCCUGGUGAUGGACAGGAGCGCUGGAGGAGGGCUCAGGGUGUACUCCUUCAGCACGUUCUUCUUCCCUAAACUGCAGGGGCAGAGCGGGGGGCACGCCGCAGUCAAGCGCUGGACCAAAGCCGUGGACCUGUUCCUCUGUGACCUCAUCCUGGUUCCUCUGCACCUGGGCGUCCACUGGGCACUGGCAGUGAUCGACCUCAAAUCCAGGACUGUGAAGACCUACGACUCGAUGGGGCAGAGGCAUGACGACAUCUGCAAACUGUUACUAUUCUACAUUCAAGAGGAGCACAAAGUGAAGAAAGGCCGAGACCUGGAUGUCAGUAAAUGGACCGUCUGUAGCAUGAGGCCCAGUGAGAUUCCCCAGCAGAAGAAUGGUAGCGACUGUGGUGUCUUCGCUUGUAAAUACGCAGACUAUAUAGCAAGGGAGCGACCUCUUACCUUUAAACAGUGCCACAUGCCGCUCUUUCGAAAGUUGAUGAUUUGGGAGAUUCUCCAUCAGAAGCUGCUCUAAAAAUUGACAACCGCUUUUGAAAACCACACAGGAAUUGAAUGAAUUAAUGAAUGAAUGUAUGUUUAAAAAGAAUACACUUAUGGGCCAAAGAUGUGGACAUUUUUCUUUAUAAGUCUUAACAAUUUUGUAAGUCUGUUUCAGUGUAUGAGAUGAUUCCAUAAUUGUUUCUCUAAGUUUUAAUUGGAGAAUAAUUUGAUGGGAUUGAUGGGGUGUUACACGCUGGGGUGCUACUACUGACGUUUGCAGUCUCAAGUGCCUUCCGUCCUAAGCAAAUUUGUUUUUAAAUUUUAAAUUAAGAACAACUAAUUGCGGUAUCAUCCUAUUAAAACGUGUUGUGAGAUUAUUUAGUAUUUUAUUUAUAGAAUGACUGAAUCGUUGGGAGUGUAAAUAGCUGCUGUUAGGGGCUAAAAUGUGAAGCUUUACAUUUUAUUUUGGAAGAGAGAGGCUGUUCUUGGUUUUACAUUUAUUACUGUAAUUAAUUAGCAUUCUACUGUAAAAAAGCUGCUUUUUUUUUUGGUUUUGUUUUAAUUAAUAUUUUCAAAUGUGACAUGCUCUAUGGCUCUACUGCCUAUGACUGUAAUAAAGAACUUCUCUGUAA